AGUCUUCUCUCUCCUCCUUCUUCUUUAAACUCCUCCCUCAGCUGCCCCUUUAUUCAGUCCAUCGUUCUAUCUACUCCCCCGAUCUCUUAGCAAGAUGAAGCUCAGCGUGGAUUCUUUGUUGAGCUCCUUGAAGAGGAGCUCCUCCUCGAAGAACGAGAAGAAGAAGAGCAGGCGCUCCGUCGCUCGGGCGGACGCCUCCUUCGCUUCCAACUCUUCUUUUUCUGCUUCUUCCUCUUCCGAGGAGGAGUAUUCGGCCGUCUCUGCCCGCCAAGCUACGCCAAGAUCCGUCCUCCCGCCGGGCCAUGGAAAGGCGCCUGUCGUCUUCCUCCCUGACGAGGCCUCCUGGCUCGACCUCUUCAACGUGUUCGACUGCGACGGGGACGGCAAGAUCACGAAGCGGGAGCUGGAGGCGGUACUGCGGCGGCUCGUCCCGGACCCGCCCACUGCGGAGGAGGUGGCAUCCAUGGUGGCGGAGGUGGACCGCGACGGGGACGGGUGCAUCAGCCUGGACGAGUUCGGCGCGCUCGGGGCGUUGCUGGGCGGGGGGCGCGGCGGGGAGGCCGAGCUGCGGGACGCCUUCGCGGUGUUCGACGCGGACGGGGACGGGAAGAUCUCGGCGGAGGAGCUUCUGGGCGUGUUCGCCACGCUGGGCGACGGCGGCUGCACGCUCGACGACUGCCGCCGGAUGAUUGGCGGCGUCGACACCGACGGCGACGGCUUCGUCGGCUUCGAUGAUUUCGUCCGCAUGAUGGACGGCCAGAUGUGUCACUGACGCCGCCGAACCAGAUACGGACGGCGUUCAUGGGUGAAGAAAUCAAUAGUUGUGGGCGGGAGGGUUUUGGUGCCAAAUUUUUGUAACAUGUAAAAAGAAAUGGUUGGUUCCGAUCAAUUAAACUGCUUCCCCCCCAAAAAAAAAGAAAAAGAAGAUAAAAAUGUGUUCGACUAAA
This is a messenger RNA of Musa acuminata AAA Group (dessert banana), 947 nucleotides long. Its product is annotated as probable calcium-binding protein CML17. NCBI's taxonomy places the organism in Eukaryota, Viridiplantae, Streptophyta, Magnoliopsida, Zingiberales, Musaceae. Gene Ontology annotation, molecular function: calcium ion binding. The transcript has a single exon. The record is from RefSeq and is a predicted model, not a curated record. Bases 95 to 772 code for a protein of 225 amino acids.